UCCCAGAGACAGCAGCACUGCUUUAACACGGAGCCAUGCACAGUGAGUAUGCGUCAGAAGUGGACAUUAUUAACAGCGGAGUACAGCAAGGUAGUGGUGCACAGAGCCCGAAAUAAAUAUUAAAAUCACCAGGAAGAAACAAAACGAGAAGAGGCCCAGGACACGGCGAAGGGAUGGAAUUCCCUGUGGAUUUACUGACAGACUUCAGUCAUGAAGACCUGGAGCACUCAGCUGAGGACUACAUGUCUGACCUUCUGUACAGCGACCCCAACAACCCACAGUACUUCACUCUGCCCAGCCGAAGAAAGAUUCCCCUGAGACUUUCCUCUGUUGGCUAUGUGCCUCUGUACGGAGCCGAUCUGAAGCACAAAGUCUUGGCUCUAUUUGCACCAGAGGACCAAUUCACAGCUGCUGCCCUGUAUUUGGCUGAGCAGUGGUGGGCUGUAGAAGAUAUCCUAAAAACCUCAGUCCCCUCUCGAAACGGACUGGUGAAGGUGAGAUCACUGGGGGAGAGGAUAGUUCUGUAUGUACUCAAUCGCAUUGUUUACAGAACCCAAGAAAUGAGCACAAGCCAAGUUCCUUUUCUUUGUCACAGUGAAAGUGAUUUUGCUAAAAUUCUGUGGAAGGACGGAGAGGCUGUUGGAUUUUAUUCAGUCAAACCUGAAGGAAGCCUGUGCAGCAGCUUCCUCACCCAGUGCUACCAGCUCCCAGUCCUGGACUCCAUAUUCCUGAGGAAGCAGCACCGUGGCAAGGGACAUGGCUUACAGAUUCUGGAAGAUUUCGUCGACUGCUUUACAGAGGACGCUCUGGGCUUGAGAUACCCGCUUUCGCCUGCCAUGUACAAAGUGUGUGCGCAAUACCUGGACAAGUACCCAGGAGACCAGGACCUGCUUUGGGAAGUUGAAGGAAUCGGAGGCUUGUUCCAGAGAGUCCACGUAUCUAGCAGAAUCCAAGCCCAGGCACUGAAAGAAACAUACCAAGCUGUGAGAGAAGCGUCUUUGCCUCAGGCUGUAGCCGAGAGUAAACCUGUCGAAUCUGAAGAGCGCAUGGAAGCAGAAACACAGCAGAACUCUGACAAGGUAGAACCAGCAAAGGAUGAAGAACAGAUGAACAAUACAGAGAUUGUUUUAGAACAUUCUGGAAACACGUCUGUCUCAACGCGCACCAGGAGCAGUCACUACAGGCGGAAGAGAUUAAGAGAAGAGGAAGAGGAGGAGGAGGAGGAGGAGGAGGCUGAAAUAAGCACUCCACAGCCAACACCUCCAGACAGAACUAUCAGCUCUGAACCCGUGGAAGCUGCAGGAGAAACCCCUGUGGAGGAACCAGAAGAGGAAGCUGAGGAACCUCAACGAGACCAACCUGAGGCAGAACCUGAGGAGACACUGGAGGAAGCAAAGAGAGAGGAGGAGGAGCUGGACACUGAGCUGUUAAAGCAGCCUGACGUGGAGCCUGUCAACGGGGAGGUGAUCGAUGAGCUGACCCAGACAUCUUCAGGGGCUGAGGAGGCGGUGGAGAAAGAGCAUUCGGACAGGGCGUCGAUCGCCCAGUCUGACAGCGUGGAGCAGGAGGCAGGGACCACGGAGGCUGCAGAUGAGCCAGCGCAGGAUGACACACAAGACGAGGGGGACGUGGAUGAAGCGGGUGAAGUGGAUGUAGAAUCUCUUGAGGAGACACAACAGCAGGAAGCUGCCUCCCCAGAGGGAGACGCAGAGACGACAGCAGAGAACAAGGGGCCUGCGGGGGACAAAGAGGCUGCCCCGGAAUCUCCUGACGACACUGCAGCAGAGCCCUGCGAGGAAACUGCGCAUGACAGAGCUGUGAACUCAGAGCAAACAGAAGAGAGAACUGGGAAAGCUACUGAAACUGUGGUGGCUGCGGAGGAACCAGAGGAAAGUUACCAUGACAACGAAGCCGAACAGGUAGAACUUCAAACCCCGAUGGACUUGAGUCAGGAUACGCUGCUGCUGGUGGAACUCAAAGACGUGUCUUUCCAGCCACAGAUGGAGGAACACGAGGACCAAGUGAAAGAGCCGGCCGAGGAGCUGGAGGAACAACCAGAGCAGGAUUCGACACCGGCUGCCAAGGAAAAGGCUGUCGAGAGCAACUCGGACGAGACAGAGAGUGAGCCUCCCAAUGUGGACAGGAGAGUUCUGAGGAGGAAGGCUAAAGCGAGCAGGGGCCCAAGUAAGAAACGCAUCAAGACUUCCACUUAAAAACCAAAACACACUGACGGAGCAGCUACAAAUCAGCGACUGAUAUUUUCAAAUUAGGUGUAAUUGGCAUUGGGUACAGGAUUUUACUGGGAUUUUUUUUUUUUCCCAUUUAUAUAACACUGCAAAAACUGAACACUUUUUUAAACAAUUUGAUUUUUUUAAGUAAAAAAAAAAAAUCCCUUUCCCAAAUGUAACCAAGGAAUUUUAUAUUCACUAAAGUGCAGCAUUGUUAUUUGUACAAAUUAGUCUAUUUGAAUGCUAGAAUUGGUUGUUGUCUUCAUCCAGAUUAUAAGUAGGUAUAUUAU
Molecule: messenger RNA, 2518 nt
Organism: Polyodon spathula (Mississippi paddlefish)
Lineage: Eukaryota; Metazoa; Chordata; Actinopteri; Acipenseriformes; Polyodontidae
Product: soluble lamin-associated protein of 75 kDa-like
Exons: 13
Coding region: 174-2213 (679 amino acids)
Source: RefSeq, a predicted model, not a curated record